This is a messenger RNA of Nerophis ophidion (straightnose pipefish), 6275 nucleotides long. RefSeq names its product pleckstrin homology-like domain, family B, member 2b (gene phldb2b). Gene Ontology annotation, cellular component: basal cortex. Gene Ontology annotation, biological process: regulation of microtubule cytoskeleton organization. Gene Ontology annotation, molecular function: protein binding. The coding region runs from base 707 to 5131 and encodes 1474 amino acids. The record is from RefSeq and is a predicted model, not a curated record. The transcript has 27 exons. NCBI's taxonomy places the organism in Eukaryota, Metazoa, Chordata, Actinopteri, Syngnathiformes, Syngnathidae.
UCCAGCUGCUGUCACAUUCCUGCCCACGUUGCAAUUGGCCGAGGCUGCUUGCUCUCUUCUUUUUUCCCCCCUGCUGUUGUAACUUAUGUAUUUACAGUGUGACGGUGUGUGUGUGUGUGUGUGCAUGAGCGAGGAUGAAGUCUCCUCCACAGGUUGCUCAUGCUGCACUGGGCAUUUCAAGGAAAUAACUAUGAGCUUUUUCUAAGUGUUGAUGUGGUGACAUUUGGAUCAUAGAGCAGCAGCAUGAUGACAGAAGUGGCCUGUCCAGCUUUAAUUAUGGCAAAGGACAAUGAGGGUGUGAAAGCAGCACAGGAAAACACCCUCGGAAAGGAAGUUGGUGAUGAAUUCGGGGAAGCGGCGUGGGGCCGACUUUGAUUUGGAGUUUCCGAUGCUGGUGGAAAUAAUGUGGGAUUACACAUGGUGGAAGGGGAAGAUGAGGACAUCUCAUCUUGAUCAGGAUGCUACUUGCUGGAUUAUCAAGACAUUUUCAGAUGAAGUUCAAGGGUGGAAUGUGUGGGGCUGAUGUUUGUAUUCAUCCUUCAGAGUUGUAGUUUGUUUAUUUCCAAAAAGGGUGGAGUAAACAAAACAGAUUUGUGGAAUUAUUUUUGUCACACACACUCGGGGCACAAGCCAGCAUGAUGACACUCCCUAACCAUCACAUUACCAGACCUCUGGAUUUAAAGGAACAUUUCUACUGGAUUCCGACAUGAUGUCCCAACCAGAGUCAGAUCAGAGGCCUCCAGAACCCAAGGCUGCGCCGCUGGACCUGAUAGACACAGGAAAGGGUCUGAAGGUCCAGACAGCCAAACCUCAUCUGGUCAGUCUGGGCAGUGGGAGGCUGAGUGUUGCUAUCACCUUGCUGCCACUCAAAGAAGGGGUGACCCGCAUAGGCCGGGAAGACGCCCCAAUUCCUCAAGACAUCACCAUCCAGGGGCCAGGAAUUGAGGCGGAACACUGCCUUAUCUUUAAUGAAGGAGGGGUAGUGACUCUGGACCCCUGCGGUCACCUCUGUAGUCUGGAUGGAGUGCAGUUCACUGUGCCCACACCACUCACACAGGGUUAUUCCUUGUGUCUCGGUAAGUCCUACUUCUUCCGGUUCAACCAUCCUGAGGAGGCGACCAGAAUGAAGAGCAUGCUUCCACAAAAGAGCCCAGUGUCUGCCUUAGCCUACAAUACAGAUUACCUGAAGUUCAGCAGCGAUUACAGCCAUGCUGUGGUGGGCGGCACCAGUAGCACGCGAGGCAUGCGCUCAGCCUCCGAGCUGCGGGAUUUGAUGGACACCCUGCAGCGCAAGAAAGCUGCUCUGGAAAACAGCCUGAGAGCCAACGGGAAUGCCAACCCGUCUUACUUCAGCGUGACACAGUCCCCACCCCCCACACACAUCACUUCCUCCUCCUCAUCUGCAUAUCAGGAACAAGCAAGACGUUUCCACAGUGCGGAUCGUCCCCCAGUCUCAUUAAAAUCGGCUCCCCCUUCCUCUCCGUCCCGACGUUCUGACCCUUCUUCUCUGGUCCCACGCACUUCUCGAAACCAGGACAGCUUGGGUAGUGGCGAUAGCCGGCGUCACCAUAACACUGGCUCUUCUCCAUUGUUGUCAACAUGGAGUAGCAGGGGCUCGUCCACGUCAGUCAGCGGUGGUGAUACCCUCCUCCUCACCCUUCCUCCUGCUCCUUCCUCAUCCCGCUCUCCAUCCGCGGGGGGCGCUGUCAGCAUGCCUUCGAGUCCCCGGCUUGGACGCCGGAGCUACGGCAAUCAAGAGGCAUCAACGAGCAGUCGAACGAGGAAAUACUCAUCCGGUUCUCUAAACGGGUUGACCGGGUGCGGGCACAGCCGCUCACUGCCUCGCCUCUGUCCCUCACCGUCCCCCCGGGACAGCAACAAUGGCGUCCUGGCUUUAUCGACUCUGCAGCCGCAUCGCUCCGAUGUGUACAAAAUUAAAAAAGACCACUACAACAACAACAGCAGCUUUAACACCAGUCUUGACCUGAACCACAACUCCAGUAACUCAAACAUGCUGUCCUCAAAUAGGAAUCAAAUCCACACAACAGCUAAAGGAGAAGGCAUGGUGUCCAUCUCCCUGUCCUCUCUUAAGAUGUCCCCUUGCACCAAGUCCACCUCCUCCACUGCAUCCCCGCCAGACGUUACCAUCCCAUCCAAGGCCGGGGGGUCCUCGUCCCCCCGCAUGGCCAAGAAGCUCAGCCUGACUUCCACAAGCUCAGUGAGUUCCGUCAACUCCACAAGCCCCCCUGAAAUGGAGCUGUCUUCAGGGGAAUGGGAAAAAACUGGGAAUGACCCGGAAGCGACCAGCGCCCUAGGCUUUGGACGCACUGAGAAGAUGGCUUCAUUCGGAAAAGGAGGAGUGGCCCCACCUGGCGGAUUUCGGGAAAGGCGGGGUAGUAUCAGCUCACUCAGCGGCAAAGAGGAGCUGACUGACUACCACCAUCGUCAAAAAGAGGAGCGCCUCCGCGAGCAGGAGGUGGAGAGACUGGAACGACAGCGUCUCGAGACCAUCCUGUCCUUGUGCUCAGAGCUGGACCAGGAUGGAGGCGGCUCGGUUACAAAUCCGGCCUCCGCCGUGGCCGACCUCCAAAAGAUCAACCAGGAGCUUCAGAAGCUCCAGCUCAAUGAUGAUGACGACGACGACGACAUGCCUUCUGUCUUCUCUGACUCCUCCUUAGUUAAUGGCUCCGCUGGGAACGGACACGUAACUGAGAACGGCUUCUAUGACCGGGAUCUAUUGGUACGACAAAGGCGCAGCAGUGGUACCAGGGACAACAGCAGGGGAGAAUCGCCCGCUUUGAGUCCGCGGAGCUACGCCUCAUCACCAUCACAACAGAGGUUAAACGAGGCACACGACGACCCAGUUCGCCGCCUCGCACAGGAUGCCAGGCCCUCCGAAGAGGAAAUGAGGCGCGUGGAGGAGGAGAGGAUCCAGGUCCUGAACAACAUGGAGGAGCUGGAGAAAAAGAUUAAAGAACUGGACAACCAGAUGGAAGAAUCUUCCCGAGAGGUGGAGGUCGAGCGAGCUCUGGUGGAGGCAGAGCAGGAGUCUGAGUUAGCAGCCCUCCAGCAAGAAAAAGACACCCUGGAAUCUCUUCGCAGCAAAAUAGCAGGCAUGGAGGCCAAAUCUCAACAGGAAAAAGAAAAGGCGUGCGAGUUGCUACAGGCAGAAAAGGGCAGAGUAGAGAGGUUGGCUCAGAUUGUGUGUGAGCAGCGCUCCCAGCUGGACAGCUGCCCCGAGGCCACCAAGGAUCCCCUGCAGGAGCAGCUUGCCAGGGACUUUGAAGCACUCGAGAUGGAGACAAAGCGCUUUGAGGACCUGGAGUUCCAGCAGCUGGAGAGAGAGAGCAGGCAGGACGAGGAAAAGGAGACGCAGACGCAGCAGCUUCUCCGGGAGAUCGCCGACUACCAACGAAGCACCGUCACUCGAAAGGAGCGACUGUUGACCCUUACGAAGCAGGCAGCACAGAUUACCCAGCAGGCUGAGCGGGAGAAAGAAAGCUUCCUGACGGAGAGGAGCACUCUGGAAGCCAUGCUGCAGAGGGAGAAAGAAAACCUUGCGCCACUUGACCGGAAAUAUGCUGACCUCACUGGUGGCCAAAGUUACACAUUAAGAGAGGAUCAGUCUUUUAGCAGCGGUUACCCUGACGCCGCUGCUGCUUCACCUCCUCCAGUACCCGUGCGUGACCUCCCGUUUUCCCUCCUUUCCUCUCUUUUCCUCAAGAAUGCCGAGGGCUACAUCACAGUCAGUGAACUCAAUGAGCUAUACUCACAGUUUGGGCUGGACCCUAAACCCAAACCCGAGUCCCAAAUAAACCCCUCCCCUGACAACGGCAUAGAGGAUGAGCUCUGUCACUCUUCCUCCCCUGCCUGCGACUGUCUCUCUUCCUCCUCAUCUUCCACCUCCUCCCAUCUCAAUCCACGCGCCUCCUCCAAAACCAUCUCUGUGCACUGGCCAGAGAUCAUGGUGACAUAUCGAGAGCCUUCCCCCCAACCCGACUCUCCCCCACCUCCAUUACCUGUCAAAAAACGCCACCGCCGACACAGGCAGCAUUUUCGGCUGCUGGAGGAGAGGAAGCGAUCCGACAGAGAUGGUACUUCCCAUUUUAGCGACACGCUACCCAGAAAAAAAACAACACCCGCCAUGACGCCCCAGUUUUCAUGUGCGACGCUUGGACGCAGUUUCCCAACAAAGCCCCACCCACCAUUGAUACAGAGCACAAGCUGUGGCAGCAUUCUUCCCAGAAUGCUCUCCUUAUCCAACAAGGAAACAGAAUGCCGACGUCUGCAAAAAGGUCAGCCCAGCUCCCGGGCGUCAUCUCAGACCAACGUCUACCUCGAUGCCUUUGGCUACCGUGACAACCAGGCGUUUGACACUAUGAGCGUGGACAGCACUGACUCCAUUGAGACCAGCAUCUCUGCAUGUUCUCCUGACAAUGUCUCAAGUGCGAGUACUUCUAACGUUGCCAGGCUGGAGGAGAUGGAGCGUUUGCUGAGAGAAGCCCAUUUAGAAAAGAAUCAACUCCUUGAGCACAAGGAGAGAGAGGUAGAAAUGCGCAAACUGGCGCUGGAGGAGGAAAAGAAGAGACGGGAGGAGCUGGAGAAAAUGCUCCAGGAGGAGACAAGCAGGCGUCAGAAACUCAUCGACCGCGAGGUGAAACUACGAGAGAAACAGCGGGUGCAGUCCCGCCCACUUACCCGUUACCUGCCAGUGCGAAAGGAUGAUUUUGACUUGCGGUCUCACAUUGAGUCAGCAGGCCACAGCGCAGACACGUGCUUCCACUUGUCCAUCUCUGAGAAGACGUGCAGGGGCUACCUGGUCAAGAUGGGGGGCAAGAUCAAAACCUGGAAGAAGCGCUGGUUUGUCUUUGACCGCAACCGACGAACACUCUCCUACUUCUCAGACAAGCAUGAGGCCAAGCUGAAAGGAGUGAUCUACUUCCAAGCCAUAGAAGAAGUGUAUUACGACCACCUGAAGAAUGCACAUAAGAGCCCCAACCCCUCGCUCACAUUCAGCGUCAAGACUCACGACAGGGUCUACUACAUGGUGGCCCCCUCCCCUGAGGCAAUGAGGAUUUGGAUGGACGUGAUUGUUACAGGCGCUGAAGGGUACACACAGUUCAUGUUGUAGUUUUUAAAAAAAGGUUUUUAGUAGAAUAUCUAUCUUCUACGUGGACAAAUAGCCUUGAUGUAUCAGUAUAAGACAUCUAUUUUUAACUUUUAACCUGCUUCAUUUUGCAAGACUAUACUACUACUGUCUACCUCCAUUUUCACAUGGCAGUAAAAUACUACAUUGACUUGGAAAAUAGGGAAUUGGUUAUUAGUCUUUUUGUGAGCACAAAAGCUAGGAUUUUGCCAAGAGCAUCUUGUUAUUUUUCUACUGGUACCCUCAGGUGUUAAGAGUGUACAAUAAUGUGCGUUAUGUAUAUAGAUGUAUAUAGACGUGUGAAUUUUUUGCACACAUGUGCUCCAAAGUGCCUCUGUGAGUGUAUGCAUGUGCGAAUUACUGUGAGCUUCUAAUGCAGCUCCAAAGUUGCUUCUUUCUAGUAUUGAACAACACAUGCACAGUAUUCCACGAAGGAUAUAAAGCUCACCCUCACUUUUACUAUUUUGUUUUUUCUAAUAAUUUUAAUCAACUAGGAUCCUAUUUGUGCCUUGUUUAACACUCAUAUACGUGUAGCAGAAUUUUUAUAUGCUUAUAUUUUUAAGUGCUAUUUGUUUUUAUAUACUCUCUGUAGUAUCGCCUGUGCUGAGAAAAUAGUGGCCUAUUAACAACCACUCAAAAGGCCAAACAUUAAAGAAAAUGAUGGUACGUGUGUAAUAUAAUAUAAAAACUGGUUUGUAUCUUGAUGAUUAUUGUGAAUAAUGUGUUUGUUUUAUUAGCACUAAUUUAAUGUUUAUAUUUGUGCACUAUAGCAACAUGAAAUAGUUUUUUGCUUGUAAUAUUGUAUUGGUGCAUUCACAUCAACUUUCCUCAUGGAGUUCUUGACCAAAGUUUAUGUACGUAAAUAGUGUGUGAGGUUGCUUUUAAGUGUUUUUAUUGACAGCAAUAGGAUCGAAAUAUCAUUUUUUACACAUUCCAAGCACAUCUCAUUGUUACUGUCAUUUUACCUUGUAAUUGCCAACAUCAUUGCAUGUAUGUUUGUUUUUAUAUCACGAUUCAAUAAACAUAUAUUAUUCUUGUUGUGAUUCCAAUGUUUUAAAAACCAAGUCUCUUUGAAAACGACUUUUUCACCUCUCCUGUAAAAGAAAAAUAUAAAAUUGGUUGAUCAUGU